Messenger RNA from Acaulospora morrowiae, 883 nucleotides. The record is from the annotation of a GenBank genome assembly. NCBI's taxonomy places the organism in Eukaryota, Fungi, Glomeromycota, Glomeromycetes, Diversisporales, Acaulosporaceae.
AUGGGAGGCCAGACACCUCCUAAAAGUCAAAUACAAAAAGCUCCAUCGAACAAUGACACAUUAAAUAGAAAUGACCCUAAUAAUAACGGUUAUGUCAAACCACCUAGUUAUGGCGCAAAUCUUGGAGUAAAGGCUUAUAAUACUCCGCCAGACUCAAAUGAAUUUCACAAAAGAACUCCACCAAUUGGUGUUGACGCUACACCAACUUCCAUAAGUGUCACAUAUGGUCGAGCACCACAGAAUUCUACGCAAGAAACUCGUCCACAAAAUCCAAUGAAACAAGAGACACGGGUUGUACAACAUCAUGAACGUGGCGAUAAUAACCAAGGGACGCCACCAACGAACCAGAAUGCAUAUUACGAAAUUCAAAAUAAAGCUCCAUCAACAAUGCAUAAUAAUCAUCCAAGUUCAAUUCCACCGCAAGUAAAUUCUAUGUAUAAUGCACCACAAAAUCAAAAUAACACGUACAACCAAAACCAAACGUAUCCGACAAGUCAACCUUCCCAGUUUUCAUCUGGAGAAUAUGGAAAUGAAUUUGCAAAACCUAACAAUUCCGAAUAUUAUGGUCAACAGCAACCUCCACCGUAUCAAAAUCAACCUUAUCCACCUCCACCUUCUCAAAAUCAACCUUAUCCACCUCCACCUUCUCAAAAUCAACCUUAUCCACCUCCACCUUCUCAAAAUCAACCAUAUCCACCUCCACCGUAUCAAAAUCAACCUUAUCCACCUCCACCUUCUCAAAAUCAACCUUAUCCACCUCCACCUUCUCAAAAUCAAAUAUAUCCACCUCCACCUUCUCAAAAUCAACUUUAUCCACCUCCACCUCAAAAUCAACCUUAUCCACCUCCACCUCAAAGUCAACCUUAUCCACCUCCACCUCAAA